GUGCUCCCAGCGGUGCCAGGAGCCGCGCGGGUUCGGCCGGCAGCGCUGUGGUGCUGGGGUUGCAUAAGAGCGCUGGCAUUUGCGGGGCCGCCUCUGCCAACUUUGCGCAGACGGAGGAAUACGGCGCUGGCGGGCUGAGAGCCGCCCGCACGAGGUGUGUCUGCAGAUAAUGACGGCCGGGUCUGAAGUCCGGGAGAUAAGUGCGGGGGGAAGCAGUUGCCAGGAGGGAUUUCAGCCUUCUGCAGAGGGCACGGUGCUGGGACAGGCGAGGUGGCUGCCAAACACGGGAUCGGGGUGGGAGCGAGCCCUGGUGCAGGGACACAGGGACAUCCCUGCAGGAUCCCUUCCCCAGUAACAGCCCUUUGUCUGCACCCAUCCCAGCGCUGAGCCCCACGGCCCUGGUGACUCCCACGGGCGAAAUGGGAACAAUCAGGAGGUGCCUUUAUGACAGGUGUCUCUGAAGGGCUGGCAGUCAGAACCCGGGGGGCCCUUUGAUCUCAGCCUUUGAAACCCUAGAGCGGUGCUGACAGAGCUGCUCUGUGUUUCCAGGCUGGGCGGAUGAUCAUUUCCAUGCGGGAACAAUGAGUUCUUUAUGCUGCUGUGCACCAUAAAGGGACGGCACACGGGGAGCCCUUAGCGGGGUCGGCUCCGUCCCUGCUUGGUGAUGGAUGGGGGGAGCUGGGGGGCAGGGAGGGGCGAGCCUGAGCAUCACCAUCACAGCAAGCUCAGCAUCCUCACCACGUGCCUAGUGGGAGACAGGAGGCUUUUAGGGGCAGGCAGACAAAUUUCCCCUCUGUGGAACUCUGAGGAGACCUCACCCAGCAGUCCCACCUGCAUCACCCCCAGCCUCGCUGCUCAGCUGCGUGGUCCCUCUCGGUGCCUCUUCCAGCCACACAGCCUCCCCCAGGUGGGAGUACACCUUCAUCCCUUCUCCCUCGCCCUACAGAUGCCAGCCUGUCAUUCCCAUACACUGUGCUGGAGCCAUAUAUCCCAUGUGCCAGAGGCACUAAACAUCAAGAGCAAUGGUCACUGUCUUUAACAGCUCCACCCCAACGGUGUCACACUCCAAGUGUCACACCCCAUUGGUGUCACACAUCAACUGCCUCAUGGCCACGGAGCUGGGGCUGGCAGUGGGACAGGGUGUGCAGAACACAGGUCCCAUGGCAGCAGCUGCUGUGGUGACCGUGGCCGUGGUGAUAGCCCUGCAGAUAAACCAGACAGAGCCAGCAGCGUCUCAGUGGGUGUUUCUGGGCAUGUUUGCUGCCCUCUCUUUGUGCUGGCAGUCACCUUCUUGUUUUGCAAAGCAAAUCCAACUGUGGGCACGGCUGAGCAGGGCACGGGCUCAUUUGCCAGGGAAAUGCCCCUGGAGCAGAGCACACACUGGGACGGGUGGGCAGCACCCCCCCACCCCACCCCCCGAGCCAGCAGGGAGGUCUGGGGUGCACCCAGCUCUACGCCAGCCCAGCGUGCUGCUCCCUUCUGCCUCCAUCCUCCUGCAGAGCGAUCUCCAGGCAACCCGGGCAGCGCCAAGGCGCGUCUCUCCCCUGCUGAGCUGGUGUGCUUGUGCUGGCACAUAGCUCGCAUACCUGCAGGCAGGCAUCACCAGCAGGGCUAACCCUUUCUUGCUCUCCUGCAGCAGUGCCCGCCUGCCCGAGCAAUGCCAUCAGGACUGCAGCUGGUGUGGGUGCUGGGCCUGCACUCGUUGCACAAACAGUGCUGUUUUGAAGCCUCAACAAAUGAUCCAGAGAAAGAAGAAGAGCAGCCCAAAGCUGAGGCAUGGCAUGAGGAUGUGCAGUUGCUUUUGGAGGACACUAAGGGUGAGCUUAGGUACAGGUGCACGCUGUGGUAGGAUUGGAGUCUCUGCUGCUCGGGGAUGCUAGGAGAUUUUUGGCCAUUUCCUGCAGAGGAUGAUCCCAGGAGGCAGUGCUGACCAAAGCUGGUGCUGGCAGUGGGCUCCUGCUGGCCCUGCAGCCCAAGAGGCUCUGCCAGGUGGUGGCUGCUCCAGCCUCGGCACAGCUCCAUGCCACUGGCAGCCUCUGGCUGGUUGUUACUGUGCAGGUGACUCAUGGUGAGCACCCAGGUGGUGAGGCUGGCACUGCUCCCUGAGGGCAGACUGAGUUGGCUUGAGCUGGAGAUGCAACCGGGUGUCAGAGUUCUGCCCUGUAUCUGGUGCUGGGUCCUGGGGACAUGGCAUGGAGCACCAGCAGAGAAAGCUGGGCAGGAUGCUCAGCACAUCUGGAACACAGCACGGUCCCGCACCUUCUCUGUUUCCGUCUCUCCAGAUGUUGUUGCAGUUCCUGUAUUGCCAGAUCCUGAAAAGAGAGGAGUUAAAGGAAACCACAGCCUGGUGCUGAGGGCAGAUUGAGAUCUUGUGGCUGCUGCAGGAAGCCUGCUCCUGAGUAUCUUCCAGCACAGAGCAUGCAGCCUGCAGCAGGUUCCUAAGCUGGCAGGUGCCUUGUUCCAUCCCGGGCAGUAUGGCUCAUGGUUAUCACAGCUGCUCACCAUCCUAGGGCAACCCCACAAUGGGGAAAGUGAUGGGUAAAAGCAGAUGGGGUGACACACAGCAGUGUGUGCACGGCAUGGCCACACACCAUGCAGCGUGCUAGGCAUCUCCCAACAAGCAAACCAGUAUGGUGGAUGGGAACGUGGCUUUGGGCCUUAUGGGACUGAGCCAAGCACUGAGAGCUGACCCUGCUCUCACCUCCAUGGCCCUGAGCAUUGUGCCCAGGACAGCUCUGCAGAGGAUGUCCUUGCUGUGUCCACCCUGUGAGCUGAGGGACCACGUCAGUGCCACCACACAGAGCAGGAGGCACCUGGCCAAGCACGGAUGGCGAUCGGAGUGGCGUGGAGCACGCGGUCGGUGACUCAGCUGUGACCCGGCUCCACCAACUCCAGCCUUUCGCAACGUGUUUACCAGGAUGCAGGCAGCCUGCGCCUCACAGGAGGGGCGGCCUCAGCCCCAAACCUGCUUGCCAGGCUCCCCACCCCACACUGCUCUGCUCCUGCAGGUGAUGCCCGUGCUGAGGUCAGGCAGCGUGCUCCCAGCGCAGCCAGUCAUCCUAAGCACAGCCCCAUGUGGAGGUGGUGGCACGUCGCAGUGCUGUAUCACUGCAGGGAGGAUGGCAGAAAUUCCCCUGCUUUCCUGAUGCCUUUUGCUGAGCUGUGUCCCAGCCGCCCCCCCACGUCCUGCAGCUCCCAUGUACGUGUCCCAGGUGGGCAGGGCACAGAAAACCAUGGGGAAGUCCCUUCUGCUGGAGGAUUUUGGAGCAAAAGGCACCGUUUUGAAAAUUUUCCAUGGAGGAAAGCCAAGGGCAACAGAUCCGAGUCAUAUUUGUUUUGUUUCUACAUCUUGUGGAGCCUGAGAUGGGAAAUGCUGGUCAGAGGCAGAAAGUUCCAAUAUUUCACCCUGCAGUGAGCUGGAACGGGCAGUGUCUGGCAGGGUCCCCCUGUCCUGGAGUGGGUGAAUGCAGAUUUGCUGUUGCAGCACUGCCAGGGAUGAGCAAGAGUCGGCUCAUCAGCGCUCCUGCAGCCCACUGACACCAAGGCCACCCAUGGGCAGGAGCACGUGGGGACCCCAGAGAAGAGGUCUGAGAGCCACCAGGCCAUUCUGGCAUGGCCACACUGAUCCGUGCUGCAAAGGGCACCGCAAGGCACUGCAGAGCAAUGCCACCGUUUGCAAGAGUGCUGAUUGUGCCUGACCACGAGGACUCUGCCCAAAUGCUCAUUUUCCAGCAGAUAACCUUAAAUUGCAGCUCCUGGUUGAGCAAACCGUGUGUGCCCAUGUCCUGCACGGCUCCCUGCUGGCCACUUUCCAUCGCGCGACUCGUGUCAGCUCCCAGCGCCAACGGCUGAGGAGGGACCUGUGUCACUGCAUUGUCCCCAGGAUAUUUAUUGCUGCCCCGUGUGGUUACCAGGCAAGGCUGAGGCUGGCAGCAGCUCACGCUGCAGGCACAGCCUGGCAUUCCCAGCCUGGAAGAGCUGCGGCGAAGGCUCAGUGGGCGGCUGCACAAUGCUGCUGUUGGAGACGGUGCACAGUGCAUGGUGUCCUGCCGAGGCUGGAGACGAGCACAGUACCAUGCCAAGGCCGGAGAUGUGCGUGGUGCUGUGCCAAAGCUGUAGACAGGCACCGUGCAAGGUGCUGUGCCAAGGCUGGGCGCUGCUGCUGGCACGUACUCAGGCUGCAGGGCUCAGUGCUUGCGCUGCCGCACUGGUGCCUGCGCCCUCACCCCAGCACCGCAGCGGGAACGUGGGGCAGGGCCGGGACCACGGAUGAAAGAGAAAUGUCCGCACCCACCCCAUGCCAGGAAUAUCUGCCCGUGGGGCGUGUGCUGCUGUGGGCACGGCUGCUCCUACCCCUGCUGUUUCCCUGGGAUGCAGCCCCACGGGCACUCAGCCCCUUCCCCUCGUGCUGCGGUGCCCGGGUGACAAUGUGACGGUGACAAUGGGUGACAAUGGGCGGCUGCUGGGUGAUGUGCAUGGGUGGGUGCCUGCGGAGCAGGGGAUCGCGCUGAGCCCCGCACGUCGGAGCAGCUCCUCCUGAUCCCAAAUCGAAGUUUGAUUCCAAUGACCGUACCCGUAACGCCGAGGGAUGGAGCGGGCACACGGAAAACAACCGGUUUCCACGGCAACCAGGGCUGAGAUGGAACUGUCUCCUUGGAGACCGCGCUGUCUGCCCGCAGCGCACGCCCGGUGGCACAGGGGACGCGCUGUGCUGGGACUGCCCGACCCCGGGCACGAGGGCACCUGGGAGCAGCGGCCGCGUCACCCCGUGCCGCUCCCACGGCCGGAGGAGCCCGGCUGCCCCCACCUGGGCGCGCUGCCGCCAUCACCUCCAUCCCAGCGACGCUGACUCCGCUCUUUAUUUCCCUGCUAUAGGAAAUGUCGUGCGCUGGGUGAGCCCGUGUAGCAGCGCAGCCAAUCAGAACACAGCUGGCGCUCAACACAGGUGCGGCAGGUUGGAGCUCUGAUUGGCUGCUUGCGUCCCUGCCGAGGGGUUAUUGCCGACAGCUGGGCUCUGAUUGGCUGCAUCAGUCCCACCUGAGGGACCUGGGCUCUGAUUGGCUGCUUUGGUCACUCCUGAAAGCUCAUUGAUCUGCUCGACUGUGCCUGGUGUCGCACCUGAUCUUCCCCCUGGCUGCUGGUGUCCUUGGAGCAGAGCACCUGGAGUGCUGCAGCAGCCUCACCUGGUGCUCAGGCACCGCUGAGCUCUGGCUGAGCCAUUCCCCUUUUUUUAGGUGGGCCAGAAAUCUGUGCACCCGUUGCACCCAGGACAGCCCUUGGGCAUUCCCACUGUCUGCUCCUGCAGAACCCAGCAGGAGCUGGAAUGCUGCUUCCCCCUUCAAAAGUAUCCAGGGAUGGGAAUCCUCUGCAUCUCGCCGCCUCCCGCAGCCCAUUCAUUGCCCGGCGUCUUCUUCAGAACCCGUUAACUCACGGAGAUGGAGCAGAUCCGGCAGCUGCUUCCCCAUGUGACAGAGGGGACACCUGCACCGAGGGAGGAGGAGGAAGGAUGAGUGCUCCCACUGCUGGCACAGGGCAGGAGUUAGGGCAGAUGUGAGUUACAGGUUACGAACUGCAGGGGAGAACUUGUGGAUUAGAAACCUCGUGAAUUAAAGUGAUGAAUGAACGGAUUCAUGUGUUAGGUUAGCCAGUACCAGAGGAAUUGAGCUCUUGUUUGUUGGCUUUGUUUGUUUUCUAGGGAGUACAUAGGAUAAGGUUUAAUUUACAGAACACGUUGUCCUGUGACAGCAGAAGUGAUGGGAAUGGGGAGGGGUGAACAUGGGAGGUCACAGACCCUCGGUCCUCCUUAGACCCCCAGUGGUCUGGGGGGCGUCUCAGUCUGGGUUCACAGAAUCCUAUAAAACCAUCACUGAGCCAUAGAGUCAUGGAAUCAUGGAGUUGUAAAACAAGAAUCAUAGACUCAUGGAAUGGUCGGGUUGAAAGGGCCCUUGAAGAUCACCCCCCCAACCCCUUCCCGUGGGCUGGUUGCCCCCCACCAGCUCAGGCUGCCCAGGGCCCCAUGGGGAGAUGCUGGGACGCGGGUGGGCUGUGGGGAUGCGCAGCCCAGGCUGUGGCUCUCAGCUCUUGGCAGCGUCCCGGCAGCGUCGGUGGGUGACCAGCAGAGGGCCCGGCUCCGCCGCUCCUUUAUCCUGCCCGGGGCGCUCCGCAGCGCCCAUAGCAGCGGCCGCAGCCGGACCGAGCGGAGCUCCCCCGGCCCCUCCUCGUCCCCCGCAGCCCCGGGGCUGCUCCGUCAGACGCUUCCCGCAGAGGCUGCGGAGGACACCAUGCCUUCGCCCCCAUCGCUCGUCCUCCUGCUGCUGGCACUGCAGGGGGCCGCGGCGAUGCCAGGCGCAGCUGGGCAGCACGCAGAAGGCAGCGUGCACCCAAGCCAGGGUGCGGGUGGAGGUAGGGUGCUGCCCGUGGUUGCACAGGAUAACGCAGAGCUGAAGGCACGGCCGCGCCGGGGGACGGUGGAGGACUCCAAGUCGGUGCAGCAAUACGUGCCGGGGGUGCGCGUGGAGUUCCCGCGGCCCAUCAACGCCGCCAGCCUGCACCCCACCAGGGCCCUGGUGCCGUCCAGCACCGACCCCUCGGAGCAGCAGCACGGGGUCCCCACAGACGGGCAGGGGGCCGAGCCCGCCGCCAACCUGACCACGGUGUCCGACAAGCGGCUGCAAAUCCAGAACCCCCUGUACCCGGUGACGGAGAACUCCUACAGCGCCUACGCCGUCAUGUUCCUGUCCCUCAUCGUCUUCGCGGUGGGCAUCAUCGGGAACCUCUCGGUGAUGUGCAUCGUGUGGCACAACUACUACAUGAAGAGCGCCUGGAACUCCAUCCUGGCCAGCCUGGCUUUCUGGGACUUCCUCAUCCUCUUCUUCUGCCUACCUGUGGUCAUCUUCAACGAGAUCACCAAGAAGCGGCUGCUGGGGGACAUCUCGUGCCGCGUCGUGCCCUUCAUGGAGGUAUCAUCCCUGGGAGUCACCACCUUCAGCCUCUGCGCCCUGGGCAUCGACAGGUUCCACGCGGCCACCAGCCCGCAGGCCAGCGCCCGGCCCAUCGAGCAGUGCCAGUCCAUCAUUGCCAAGCUGGCCGUCAUCUGGGUGGGCUCCAUGACGCUGUCGGUGCCGGAGGUCCUGCUCUGGCAGCUGGCUCAGGACACGUCGCCCGUGUCCGGCGUGGUGACCGAGUAUUGCACCAUGAAGCCUUCGUCCAACCUGCCCGAGUCCGUCUACUCGCUGGUGCUCACCUACCAGAACGCUCGGAUGUGGUGGUACUUCGGCUGCUACUUCUGCCUGCCCAUCCUCUUCACCGUCAGCUGCCAGCUGGUGACCCGCAGGAUCCGCGGCACCGAGAAGAAGGCCGAGUGCCGCGGGACCAAGCACAGCCAGUGCGAGAGCCACUUGAACUGCACCAUCAUCGGGCUGACCAUCAUCUAUGGGCUCUGCACCACCCCCGAGAACGUCUGCAACAUCGUGGUGGCCUACAUGUCCCCCGACAUGUCCAAGCAGACCCUGGACCUGCUCAACCUCAUCAACCAGUUCUUUCUGUUCUUCAAGUGCUCGGUGACGCCCGUCCUGCUCCUGUGCCUCUGCAGACCGCUGGGCCAGGCCUUCAUGGACUGCUGCUGCUGCUGCUGCGAGGGCUGCGGUCCCGACGCCGCCUCCAGCGAGGGCAGCACCGAAAGCAAGCUCAAGACAGAGAUGUCCUCCUCCAUCUUCUUCGACAAGCCCCGGGAGUCCCCUCCGCCCCUCCUGGCCCUCGGCACGCCGUGCUAAGAGCCAACCAGGAGCCGUAGAGAGCAUUUCACCACCUCCUCCCAAGACCAAACGUUGUUUUUGCCGUUAGUGCCCCGUGCCUGGACGUGGAGCAAGCAGGAGAGACAACUCAGGGGCUGCACCGUGGGCUUCAAACCCCGUGUUGGGCAAGGGGUGUCCUGUCCCCGUGGCUACGUCUGUGGCCUUCUUCCCUCUGCCCAAAGGACAUCAGCUCCCCCCGUGCCUGGCCAGGCUCAGGGGGUUGCUGCUUUGCUGAUGGAGUUGUGCAGGAAAGGUCCCAUCUGCUAUUAAGGAGGGUUUGCAGAAGACUUAGCAAACACAAACUGCCCUCGUCCUGUCCCGUCCCCUCCUGUCAGCCCCCUCCACAGUAGGAGAAGGUCCCAGCGACCAGAUCCCAGCAGUGCCCUGUAAGAGCUCAAUAAACCAGUAAACCAGAGCACGUCGCGCACGUAGACAUGCAGAGCAAUGGGGGGUCAGGGCGCGGUGGGUUGUGUGGCCCCACGCUCUUCCCUUAGACUUGGGGGCUCUGGGUGGGCACGGUCAGCUUGGUGGGGUAAGAAGACACGUGGGGGUCAGGAAAGCAGUGGGGCUGGGCCAGGCAGCACCUGAGGGUGAUGGGCGAUGGCUCCAGAGUGCCGCUGAGUGCCAGGGCAGCCCCCGCCGAGUUACCCCAAGCGCUUUGUGGGGCUAGAGUCACUCUUGGCAAAGCUCAGCACUGGGCACAGGUGCCCCACAGCCUGCAAAGCACCGUGCCGGACGAACGUCCUGCAUCUCAUCCAAAGAGCCCCAGGCAGCACUCCUGGUGCUUUGUCCACCUUGCCCAUCAGGGGCACAAAACCCACCCAAGGUGCCGAUCUCAAACCAGCGCACGUUCCAAACCCAACAUCCACCUCUCACCGGGACUCCUGGCCCCAGCCAGGCUGCUAGGAGCAGUGAGGGCAGGCUGGCCGUGAUGCCCCCCCCCCCGUGCUGCCCCUGGAGCCGAGCUGUGAAAGCUCCUUGUGUGUGUGGCUGGCACCCGCCCCAGCGCGCGGGAUGCCGGGGCGAGGGAGACGGUUGCUACGGGCGGGUGAAUGCGAGGGGCUCACUGUGGGCUUUGUGCAGCGGCACCCACCGAGCUUUG
Numida meleagris (helmeted guineafowl) is the source of this 8895-nucleotide messenger RNA. RefSeq names its product G protein-coupled receptor 37 like 1 (gene GPR37L1). Gene Ontology annotation, biological process: positive regulation of MAPK cascade; adenylate cyclase-inhibiting G protein-coupled receptor signaling pathway. Gene Ontology annotation, molecular function: G protein-coupled peptide receptor activity. The record is from RefSeq and is a predicted model, not a curated record. Gene Ontology annotation, cellular component: signaling receptor complex; plasma membrane. NCBI's taxonomy places the organism in Eukaryota, Metazoa, Chordata, Aves, Galliformes, Numididae.